AAUUACCUAUUGCAGCUAGGAACGUGAAAAAUUCACAGGAUAUAUACAUGGGGAUAUGAAGAAAAAUUUUCAGAAUAAAAACCAGUGUGCCACUGUUUAAAAUCAAUGAAAUAUUAAUGCUGUUAGAGCUAGCUAAAGAAGACGACAACAAUGACAACCCAAGAAGCUAUAUAAUUUACAAAGCGGAACUGGACACAAGAAGAAGAAGGAGAGGAAGGAUGAAGAGAUAUGCGCCGUUGCAAAGUAUUUCCCGCAACUGUGAUCUUGCUAAGAGAGGGAUUGAAGCCUCCAAGCGGGGCGAGUGAGGAGUGGAGGCCGUGAAGAGCAGCUGAGCGAAGGGCCUGGAGGGGAUAGGAAAUUGUCAAGAAAAUGGUUUGAGGAAAAAAGAUGCCGUGAGGAGAGGAUGCACCUGUCUGCCAUGGAUGGCCCGAUCGAGAACUGCGAGGAAAUAGAAGCCGAUGAGGUCCAUCUUCUGGAGAGCAUCGGGAAGGGCUCGUUCGGGGUAGUGUACAAGGCUCUGUGGCGUGGGUUGAUGGUGGCAGUGAAGAAGGUGGAGACAGAGUCAGAGGUUAAUGAAUUCUACAAUGAGGUGCAGCAGCUGGCCAAGGUACAGCAUGAGAACAUUAUUCACCUGUAUGGUGCCUGCACUUCAGGUCUCUACAAGUGCUUGGUCAUUGAGUAUGCAGAUGGGGGCUCCCUCUACCACUUGCUGCACAACUCGCCCAACACGCAGUACAACCUGGCUCACGGCAUCUCGUGGCUGUUCCAGUGUGCCAAGGCUGUCUCGUACCUGCACUCCAUCCAGCCACGACCUCUCCUGCACAGGGACCUCAAACCUCCAAACCUGCUACUGACCAAGGGAGCCAAGGUGCUGAAGGUGUGCGAUUUCGGCACAGCGUGUGAGCUCAGCACCAUCAUGUCUGACAACAGAGGCUCAGCGGCAUGGAUGGCGCCAGAGGUGUUCGAAGGGAAGCUUUACACGGAGAAGUGUGACGUGUACAGCUGGGGCAUCAUUCUGUGGGAGGUGGUGACGAGACGCGUGCCAUUUGAGGACCUGGGACUGGCUGUGCGCAUCAUGUGGGCCGUCCAUCAAAGACAGCGGCCGCCCCUCAUCACAGGAUGCCCCAAGCUGCUGGAGAACCUUAUGAAGCGGUGCUGGGACCACAACCAAGCUCGUCGUCCACGCAUGGAGGAGGUGGUGGAAAAGAUGUGCCUGGUAACACGAUUCCUCAAGGGAGCCGAUGAACCCAUAAGCAAUCCUCCCUCUGACGACUCAAUCACUGGCCAGCGCCCCAAGAAAGACUCUUACCGAUCAGCCUGCAUUGGUGGCUCCAGCGCAGGACACACCAGCCGUGAUGUGAGUGAGCUUUCCUGCAGCACAGGAGACUUAUCACGCCCACCUGCUUCCUCCUCCUCCUGCUGCUCGUCUGCCAACAAUACCCACAACCACCUCCACCCUCAUUCCUUCCCCAACUCUCACCCACACAGCCAACCUAACCCCAGUGCCCACUCCCAUCCUCACCCUGAUCCUUUCUCCAGCCCCUAUCAUCAGCCUCAGUUUAACCCUCUUGCACUCCAUCCACUACAGCAUCCCCACUACCAUCACCAGUAUCACCACCAACAACAACAGUCUCAAAACAACAACAACAGCAACAAUAACAACAACAACAACAACAACAACAAUAACUACAACAACAAUGCAGGUUUUCCAGCAGUUCUUAAUGAGGACUCACUGUGGUUGAGCUCUGGCAGCGAGGGGACCUACCCACCCUGUGAUUCCCCAAGUAGAGGGCCGUCUCCACGCCUCACCCCGGCCAUCAGCCCUAAUGUGUCCAGUACCGUGGUGGUGAGCGCUGGCCAGGGCUCACCGUGGUCCUCACUGGGCAGUCUGGACCCUGAGGACCCUUUUAUGCAGCCUCUCGCCAUCACCAUCCCUGGCCAACCACCACCAACGCGUUCAGACCUGGCUCUUGUCUCCCCAUAUCAGCCUACCAUUGCCCUCACACCCAUCACAGGCAACAUGGCAGGCAUCAGUCCUUUAGGGGUACCCCUGCGGCGCCACCUUUCCCCAGGGGACACCGUAGACCCAGGGGCACAGUUGCGGAGGCGGUCUGCAGAGGUCAGCCCUCAGACACACAGCCGGCCAUGCCCCACUCGGAAGGGAGAAGGAAGAAGAUAAUGAG
Messenger RNA from Scylla paramamosain (green mud crab), 2183 nucleotides. Its product is annotated as mitogen-activated protein kinase kinase kinase 7-like. Gene Ontology annotation, molecular function: MAP kinase kinase kinase activity; magnesium ion binding; ATP binding. Lineage: Eukaryota; Metazoa; Arthropoda; Malacostraca; Decapoda; Portunidae. Gene Ontology annotation, biological process: immune response; protein phosphorylation; positive regulation of canonical NF-kappaB signal transduction. The record is from RefSeq and is a predicted model, not a curated record.